UUUGCGCGCGCUCGUUCUGGUGCUUUUCCGCUCUGGUUUUCCUGCGGUGGAAGCCGCUCAGAAAGAGCCAGGGCAGCGGGAGGGACAGCGAGGAAAGACAUUUAAGAGAGAAAAAUUUCAAUAUUUGUUCCAGAAGGAAGACAAAAGGCCGGUAGAAGACCCAGCAAGAGCCGACUGGGGAGUGGAGAUGUUGGACACCAUCUUCCCUUGCCUGCAGGGCGUGGGCAAGAACGUGUUGCCCACCCUGCCCUUGCUGAGCCAGGAGGAUGUCUCUACUAUUUGGGGGCAUGUAUCAGAAUUUGUGGAACGGCAGCUAUCCGUACACAAGGGGGUUCAGAUUCCAGGACUUGGAACUUUCACUUUCAUGAGACAAAAACUUGAUUUGGGAAACAAGUUUAUUCUGUUUGAGAGGCCCGUAUUUAUCAUGGCGGAGAAGUUAAUACAGCUCCAUGGACUAAAACAAAACAAAGUAUAUACUCCUGGUGACAUCCCAGUUGUUCCACUUAAUUUUGUCAUGAUAUCCUUGGAGGGUUCAUUUAAUAGGGAUACAGUGGAAGGAUGUGUGAAGGAGACAUUGCUUUUUUUAUCACGAUCCAUUUCAAUCAAACAGAACGUGGAGUUUACAUUCAAAGGAAUCGGAAUCCUCGUGAUCAAAGACGGUGGAGUGAAGAUGAGAUUUUUGAAGGACUUCCUUUGUAAAGUGGAUGGAAGCGGGGCUUUGGCAAAAGCCCUAGCAAAUAGGCCUGGCACUGUGGACUCAGUGUUGUCUAGCAGAGAGUCCUUCAGGAAGCUGGCUAACAAUGUGCUUGCAUUUCCAAGGAUUGAGUUCAAGGAGAUGGAGAACAAACCACCUAUGGAGACCAUUGUGGAAGAGGGUGAGAAGCAUAAACCAAGGAAGUACAAGUUAAACGACCGGACAGACAAAGCAGAAGUUGUCAGAGAGAUCUUAUCACCCAAGAAAUGUCCAGAUAGAAAAGCUUUCUCCUCUGGCAAAGCGAAAGGCCUCAACUUGCCAAACAAAUUUGAGCUGAGUGGGGAUAGGGAGAAGAAUAUGAGCUCUGAAAGCUUAUCAUCUCCAAGGUGCCGGAAAAGUGACAAUGAAAUGAAACCUAAAAUUCCUCCAGCCAGUGCUUGCCACAAUCAUAAUAAGGCAGGACAGGAGUUGUGUUACGUAUGUUUGCAACGAGCACAACAAAAUUCCCCAUUGUACUACAGUGAGGAGAGGAGGAGGAGAGAGAUAGAAGAGGAGCGACUCAUACAGCAGUAUCAAAUAUUGAAAGAUCAAGAUACUUUCUUCAAGAACCAGAUGAGAAGUCUGGCUAAUAGAGAACAGAAUCAAAAAAAUGCUGCCUAUAAUCUUGGAGUUGCUGAAGCCGUGCGAAUCCACAAGAACGAGAAACCUGGAUUUUAUAAAUCCUUCCUAUUUGAUAAACGGCCAUUCAGUCCUGAGAGCAAGGCUUUAAAGCAAGAGGAACAUAUCCAAGGUCUCCUGAAACAAAUGAAUACCAGACGGGAAAAGGAAAUAAAGCAAAGAGAAAACAAAGAGUUGAUGGAACGCCUAGAACAACUGCAACUCACAGAGGAACUUGCUGCCCAACGAGCCAAAUAUAUACAAGAUAAGAUGGAAGAAAGGGAGUGUUACAAGAGGGCUUUAGAUGCACAGAUAAAGAACAGAUUCCCGUAUCUGCCUAUAUAUGAGCCGGACUCUUGUGAGCCCAUCUUUGGCAGGAAUGAGGCUGAGCUGAUGGCAGAAACCCGAAAGCGAGAACAGAAUUGCAUGAGACACCAGCAGGAGGCAGCUGCUAGCCGCAAGAGGAAAGCCAUCCUGAACUAUCUGGUGGACCAAAAGCGGGAUUUGCUGAUGCUGCAGAAGACACAGCAACAGCUCUUGGCAGACAGAGAUGCUGAGCUGGAGAGAGCGAACAAAAUGAACCAAAGCUUACAGGAGGACUGGAAGCGGAGUGCUGAGAUGAAGAGGCAGCGGGACUGGGAGGAGAAGGCUUUUGAGCGGGCCUCGGACAAGCUCUUCAUCCUGGACCAGUGUAACAAGUACCAGCGCUGCAAACAGUGCCAGCGCAGCACCUCCAACGGGGGCCACAGCCACCAGUGGCCGCUGAACAAGCUCCUGCAGGGCUCCGGGCUGUUUGUGUGAAACUCAGAGUUUGGACCCGCACUUCCUGGUCCAAGUUCUUAUUUUUUUUAACGUCUGAAAAAUUGUAUUGUGCGGUUUCA
Messenger RNA from Eptesicus fuscus (big brown bat), 2232 nucleotides. RefSeq names its product coiled-coil domain containing 81 (gene CCDC81). The transcript is spliced from 16 exons. Lineage: Eukaryota; Metazoa; Chordata; Mammalia; Chiroptera; Vespertilionidae. The record is from RefSeq and is a predicted model, not a curated record. Gene Ontology annotation, cellular component: centrosome. The coding region runs from base 188 to 2152 and encodes 654 amino acids.